AUGGGUACGAAGGAAUAGUCCUGUGUUCUCUAUUGUUCGUUUUUUUUUUAAAAUAAAUAAAUAAAUAAUUAUUAUUUAUUACAAAAUGUCCUCGAAACGACUACUGCUACUGCUCAUCGGCUGGCUAUGUGUUUACACUAUAUAUUGCAUCCGAAUAAUACCUGAAAAAGCGGAAAUUAAUUACUUUAAUCCUAAAUUCAUGUCGGACGUAGAUAUGAACGUGACGUCGUUAGCUAAAGGAGUAUAUGCCAUUAAUAUUCACGGGGACACUAAACAAACAUGGGCCAACAACGUUACGCUCGACGUCGUCGUGUAUGAACUCCAGGGUAAGGAGUACAAGCCGACAUUCAUCGAGUUUCAUUUCCGCCUUUGCGAUUUAAUAAACGACGAUCCACAUAUUGGGAAGCUUCUAUCCAGUGCAGGUUUCACCUGUCCCCUGUUACCGGGAAAGUAUUCCUUCAAAAAUAUAGCCAUUCCAAACGACGAUAUCCCAUACCCGCUCCCUUUCCAACGAGCAAAAGGAGUUGGAACAGUGGUACAUAAUCCUACAGGAGUUGUUAUGGCCAACGGUAGCAUGUAUUUGCACUUCAAAUAGUACACUUUCAUAAAUUGAGAAAAAGUUAUUGAAUAUUAAUAAAAUCGUGUUAAUUAUUAAGCAGUUUCAAUUCAACUACAGAGCAUAUUAUUAAAAAAAAAAAUAAAAAAAUAAAGAUUUCGACGGUUAAAAGCCUAUCUCCUAACACAGUGUAAAGAAUUUCAAUAUUUAUUUUAACAAGUUCAGCUACAAGGUAUAUGAAUAAAUCUUAAUUUAUUUUUUAUGCAACUCAGAAUGGCAAAAAAGCUGACGGUCCACCUGAUGGAAAGUGGUAACGUCGCCUAUAGACAUGAGCAGUACCAUGAACAUACUCGUAAUAGAGUAUACUGUUUCGUCCAUGAUACCCCCUAUGUGUUGCCAUUCCUGAGAA
Messenger RNA from Galleria mellonella (greater wax moth), 965 nucleotides. RefSeq lists its product as uncharacterized. The transcript has 4 exons. NCBI's taxonomy places the organism in Eukaryota, Metazoa, Arthropoda, Insecta, Lepidoptera, Pyralidae. The coding region runs from base 86 to 595 and encodes 169 amino acids. The record is from RefSeq and is a predicted model, not a curated record.